This is a messenger RNA of Chrysoperla carnea, 940 nucleotides long. RefSeq names its product synaptosomal-associated protein 29 (gene Snap29). The coding region runs from base 137 to 925 and encodes 262 amino acids. Gene Ontology annotation, cellular component: SNARE complex; plasma membrane. Gene Ontology annotation, biological process: exocytosis; synaptic vesicle priming; synaptic vesicle fusion to presynaptic active zone membrane. The record is from RefSeq and is a predicted model, not a curated record. The transcript has a single exon. NCBI's taxonomy places the organism in Eukaryota, Metazoa, Arthropoda, Insecta, Neuroptera, Chrysopidae. Gene Ontology annotation, molecular function: syntaxin binding; SNAP receptor activity.
UUAAUUAUUCAUUUGACGUUUAUUUGUCAUUGUGAUAAUUUGUGAUGUUAAAUUCAUAUCCCUAGUGGAUUGUGAUAAGUAUAGUUUUGUGAAACGUAAUUUUGUACUUGAAAUUAAAAAAAACCAAGUUAUAAAAAUGUCAGGUCAUAAGUAUAUCACAGACUCAAAAAAUUUAUUUUCGGAUGAUGAUGUAGAUGAUAACACGUUUCUACAAAAUUCCCGUCAAUCAUCCAACUAUUACUCAUCAUCAAACAAUGAUCCAAUGCGACAAUUAGAAGACCAACGUAUGUCAAUAUUAGAACGUAGUAAGCAAAUUGAAGAAUCCACGUUACGAAGUACACAAAAAAGUAUUGGAUUGUUACGUGAAAGUGAACAAGUUGGUAUUGCAACUGCUGAAGAAUUACAACGUCAACGUGAAAAACUUGAAUUAACUGAUAAACGUUUAGAUGAAAUUAAUUCAACGUUACGAUUCUCGCAAAAACAUUUGAAUGGUAUAAAAUCAGUGUUUGGUAGUUUAAAAAAUUAUUUAUCUGGCAAACAAAAUGAACAACAGAGUACGUCGAAUUUAAAAGAACAAUAUCCACAAUCUACAAGUAGGCCAACGAGUUUUGCUGGCAAUAAUUCGGAGGAUUUGUACAAAUCACAUCCUUUAUCACGGAUAAACGAUUUAGAUAAUGAUAUCAAUGAUGUAAGAUAUUCAAAUUCAUCGACCAGUGGGUCAAGUAAUAUACAAGCUGCUAUUAAUUCGAAUUUAGAGGAAAUGUUGAAGUCUACAAUUCAAUUAAAAGGAUUAGCUAUUGAUUUAUCCGAAGAAAUUGAUUCACAGAACGAUUUAAUCGAUAAUAUUACCUAUAAAACUGAUAAAGCUGAUCUAACUAUUCAUAGACAAAAUAAGGAGAUGAAUAAAAUUCUAAAAAAGAAAUGAAAUUUUUUAAGUAAA